This is a messenger RNA of Lytechinus pictus (painted urchin), 1833 nucleotides long. Its product is annotated as myb/SANT-like DNA-binding domain-containing protein 4. NCBI's taxonomy places the organism in Eukaryota, Metazoa, Echinodermata, Echinoidea, Temnopleuroida, Toxopneustidae. The record is from RefSeq and is a predicted model, not a curated record. Gene Ontology annotation, cellular component: nucleus. The transcript has 3 exons. Bases 766 to 1626 code for a protein of 286 amino acids.
UUUAUAACCUCCAUAACUAAAUAAACCCUAAUCCUUAUCUUUACAUUAUUCUGAACCAAAAAAUCUAUCACAAUCAUAAUUCUAACCCUAUUCCCCGCCUCUGAGAUAUUGAGACAGGAGCAAAUGUCGCAGGAGAAUAAGUCAUGUCACCUGGUAUGUACAUCAUUUUACUUCAUGGCCGGUAACUUAUGAACACGUAGGAUGAAUUGCAAAUAUGGAAUAACCACCCUGACUGGCCUGGUCCCCGACAGGAUUUUUGACAAAGUGCUUUUGCAACGAUGAUCUUGAUAGGUCAUCGGCCUUCCGUGAUUAGCCACAGACUUUUAUGUAAUGGACAGUAAGCUGGAUCUUGUAACACAGAGUUUAGCGAUUGAUCGUACGCUUGAUUUUCAUGAUUAAUUGUACUUUCUAGUCAAUGCAAUCAAUCUUUAAAAAAAUGUUCUAUGAUGAUUGCGAAGCUGUGUGUUUCGAAACACCAGGGGUGGUAUUCUGUAACUCUGUCAUAACUUUUGUCAUAACUUUUGUCAUUUCUCCCCGAGAUAUGACACUGCUAUGAUUGUCACAAAUCGGUAUUCUGAACAUUGUCAUUUCUCUGUCAUAUCUCUCUAAGUACCCGCCCAUAUUUUCACAGACAGCCAAUCAAAAUACCUGUUAGUUCCCUGUGAAAGCCCCUUCAACCAAUAGCAAAGCUGUAGGAAAAUGUUGCGUAACACCUUUUUAUUCAAUACGCCACUGCGCGCGGUUGCGCAAAUGCGCUAAUAAUUAAUGCGCCUGUUAAUUAAUAAUCAAGAGACACCCACGUGGGAGUGGCAUGUGUCACUAGUUUAUGGGUAUUGUGCAUACGAAUUCGUUGGGUUAAGAAAAAAAUUGUAUGCCAUGGAGAAGAAGAGACACGAUAAUUACUCGACAGAUGAGGUGGAGACUCUCAUCAGCGAAGUAAUCGCAAGAGAGGAUAUCAUCCAAAAGCAGAUAUCAUCUUCUUUAACCAAUCAAAUGAAGAACAAUGCUUGGGCGAUGGUGGCAGAGAAGGUGUCUGCGGUUGCGGGGAGGGUAAGAACUCCCGAAGAGGUUAGGAGAAAGUUCACCGUUGAAAAAAGCAAGGCAAAGAAAAAGGCAGCGGCUAGAAAGAGAGACUCAAAUAGAACCGGAGGUGGUCCUGCUCCUGCUCCAAUACCAGAUUGGGAAUACAAACUUAUAUCCUUCAUAGGUGAUGAUGCUAUUAGUGGCAUUGUUGGUGGGAUGGAAACGCCUUCCUCCAAACCACAGGAUCCAGUCCAAAAUGCCCUUGAUACAUUGCAUACAUUGGCCGAGCUAGCAUCUGACCGAAUUCAAGUUGCAAGCGAACCAGGACUUAGCCAAUCGACAUUGUCUCCUGAUGGAAAGCAUUCCCCUGAAGAAGAUGACACUCCAAAGAGAAGACGCACGAACAGUGCAAAGGGAAGAGACAUCCAUGACUUCGAGUCCACUUGGGAGCAAUGGUUGAGUAUCGAGCGAGAACACCUUCAGAUUGAGCAGGAGAGACUGCAGGUCGAAAAGGAUCGUUUGGCACUAGAGCAGCGUAGGUUCAUCCUUGAGGAGCAACGAUACCGCAAUGACGGAGAUGGGCCUCACCCAAACCUCAGAUGAAAGACUGUUUCCUGUCAUACAUAUUGGAUUCAGAUGAUGUCAUUUCUUUUGCGUUUUGAUAAGGAGAUCGAACACAGGUCUACGACAUUAUUGAACUGAACAGUCAGACAUAUGUUUCUUCAAUUAUUACGGAAAUGAUAAUAUUUGUGUUUUCAGAUCAAAUUAAUCCUCUAGGCCUGUCAUUAAAGAUUUUAGAGAAAAUGAAAA